UGCAUGGCACUCGUCGUGCUCGUAAGACUAGCUCUGUGGCUUCUCGGCUCCUGCCUGGAGCUCGCCGCCCUGGUGCUCUUCCGGGGCCUGGCCCUCCUCGCCGUCGCCGCCGUGGACCUGGUCAGGCUGCCGGGGCAGGCGGCCGAUGCGGCGCUCGAUGCGACCAAGGGCGUGCUUGAAGCGGCGGUCGAGCUCGUCUUCAACCUAGUCUGGGACGUGGCAGUGGCCGUCGUCUCAGCGUUUCUCGAGUCGCUCUGGAGCGUGGUGGCCGGCACGGCGGAGUUCGCCGCGUCUACGGUUGUGGAGCUCAUGGAGGCAGCACGGGAUGGCAGCGAGGAGGCGGCGAAGGCGCUCACGGAGGUGCUGGAGGGCGCGGCGGAUGCGGUGGCCGGGACGCUGGUGAAGCUCGCGGAGAACUACACGGAUGCUCUUGUGCACCUCUUGCAAAAUCUCAUCUGAUGGUACGAUAUAGAUGUCAUUUGUUUUUGUCACUCGCCGAAUUUUCACGGAGUAAGGUGCAAACAAUCAUUUUUUUUUUCAUUUGGGGCGAAAUAUUCAUAUUGUUCACGUGAAAUUUAUGGAGGUUCACGUGUUAUAGUGUGUUUCAGACAUUUGUGAUCGUUUCAUAGUUUCCGGGUACCCUGACACGUAAUCUGUUAUAGUACGAUCUGCAAGUUAGUUCCUUUUUUUUCCUCCAUUCUUCUAGUAAUUUUUGUUUCACUUUUAUCUUUACAAAAAUGAAAUAGGUACAUUAAAACUAUUUAUGUAUAUUUUCGUGCAUUUCUAUAAAUCUUCACAAUUUUUGGAAACGGCUAGACUGUUUUAAAAAAAAAAUCAUGCAUUUCGGGAGAUACUCAUGCAACUUUAAAAAAACCACUCAAUUUGAACAGUGUAAAAAAAAUCUUUAUAACUGUGAAAUGUUCGCUUAUUUCUUAAUAUGUCCAGACAAUUAAAAAAGUGUUCGGGUAUUUUUAAAAGUAUUGACACAUCUUAAAAAAUGUUCAUCAAAUUAAAAAGUGUGGACAAAAUUCACAAAGGAAAAAUAAGAAAAUUUAUAAAAUUAAAUAAAAAUAAAAGGGAAAACAAAAAUAAAAGUAAAAACAAGACAAAUAAAAAUGCAUCAAUAGAAAAAACUAGAAAUGAACAAAAAGGGAAAAGACCCAGAAA
Triticum aestivum (bread wheat) is the source of this 1167-nucleotide messenger RNA. RefSeq lists its product as uncharacterized. The record is from RefSeq and is a predicted model, not a curated record. Bases 4 to 459 code for a protein of 151 amino acids. NCBI's taxonomy places the organism in Eukaryota, Viridiplantae, Streptophyta, Magnoliopsida, Poales, Poaceae. The transcript has a single exon.